Molecule: messenger RNA, 2001 nt
Organism: Seminavis robusta
Lineage: Eukaryota; Bacillariophyta; Bacillariophyceae; Naviculales; Naviculaceae
Source: the annotation of a GenBank genome assembly
AUGGAAGUAGAAGAAGAUGGAUUGGUGGGAGAUAUCAGAGACAACGUGGGUAAAAGUGCCGAGAAGAAACAGAAAUCAGCACUGAAGCACUUCGACGGGUUUCUCCGUCUCUGGUUCAAACACCGGGGAGAACCGUACCGCCAUUAUUCCCAAUUAUUCCAUGAAAACACCGAGGACAGUAAUCGGUUUUGGGAUGCGCUAAUGGGUGGUAUGUUCUCUUAUUUUGCUACAGGCUGCAAUGGUGAGCUUGGCUUUGAAUCGGUUAAUGGCUAUGCCAGUUCUAUCAAAGCUUACUACACCGACAAAUGGAGACAUAAUACAUACAAAUGUCCCGUGUUUGGGAAGCAAUCAUGGGCCACCCUUAGAAGAAAGCUGCGCACUUUAUUUGAGGAAAGGGCACGACAAUCUGGCCAGAAACUAACCAACCCGCACCAAGCUUCUACACAAGACGACAUGAUGGCUAUGGUAUACAGCUGUUUGUGGUUGGCUACGGGUGAUGCCGCUGUUUUUCUAUUGAUGAACAUUGCUAGUCUCCACUACAGUGGCCGCAGCAGUGAGGUAGCAUUGAACCGAUGGAGUCACUUGAGUUCAUGGCAGAUUUGCGAGUUGCACUUCAAGUAUACAGUUCUCAGCACGUACCUGAAGCGACAGAAGUUGGGCGAGGAAACCAACCUGACUCUUUUCCCACACCGUGAAAACUUCUUCGAGGAUAUCUAUUUUGGCAUGAUCUACCGCAUUAUUAUGUUACCGGACAAUGAUGACUAUCUGUUCCCCAAGUUUGCCGAAAAGGCGUUGCACCAGUCUAAAGAAGGGAGAAACGACAGCAAGUUAGUGCCUGAGUUUGUAAGCCAAGUAUUUGCCCACGACACAGCUAACCGAUGGAGCCAAACAGUCCGGGAAUUGCUGGUGGCUUCCAUGCUGCGUUACUUUGACAAAGUGGAGACCGCAAUACAGAAUGCUCCACAUAAAGACUUUGGCAAAAGAUCCGAGGACCAUCCGUUCAUUUCCACGAUUUACGAGUACUGCAGUCGUGCUGGAGUUUCUGAGACAACGUUUGAAGCUUGGCAGGCAGAAGUCAAAGAAGGUUUCUUCGGGGACAAUUUGCCAGCUUUACAAAUCAAAUUAUGGCCUGAUUCGGCACGCAACAACAGAGAUCCAAGGACCGGAACAACAUUGGUGGAUAGGCGAUGCCUAAUGGAUCACUAUAAUACGCUUGCACACCACACAGAGGGGUUGCAUUUGCAGGUUGUUAAAAUGAGGCAGGAAAUGUCGGAGCUGAGAACUGGUCAGGCACAUUUAAUUGGCAUGGUUCAAGCAAUGCUGGCAAGUCAACAAGGCAGUCGAACCUUCAACGGUAGUGGUAUUGAUUCUCCGACUGCAGUAUCCCAGUCAUCUCCCGGCGCCGUUAGCAGGUCUCCUGGUACUGACACCCAAGAAGAAGGCAGGAAAGCAGACUCGGAGCUAUAUGUCACAAAAUUCACCGUUGGUUUUGCCAAGCUUGGAUCAAGUCCCACCAUUGCCAGCGUAUUCUUUUACUUCUUUGACGCACCGGCAAUCACAGCCUAUGAGAGGGAGCUAGAAGAGCAAGAGGAGGAAAAGCCGUCACGAUCAUUAACUUGCAAGUUUUCAAGAGUUAAGAAGACAGUUCGGGUUAUGUUGCUGUUUGUUGAAGAGUAUCCUCCCGACAAACCAACACUGUCUACUGAGUUGAUGCCUUGGCAGGAAGACCUAAGGGAGCUAUCACAAGCAGCAGAGGAAGCACUGAGGAAGGAGAUAUUUCCACAGGAUGAGAAUAAAAAAGUCAAACAGUCACAUCUGGAAGCAACUGCUGUCAAACAAAAAAUUAAGGAGUGGCAAGAUGAGACAUCUGAGCUUUACCGGCAGCUGCCCUCAAACACUCCCAAAGAAGUGGCAGAUUGGUUCUCUACUGAGAAUACUCAAAAAACCAAAUUGCUGAAAAGGAAAAGGAAAGCAUCCACUGCUGUAGAAUCUGUGGAUUAG